AUGAGGAGGAGCUGUUUGCCGCUGCCGCUGCUGCUGCUGUGCCUCAUCUGUCACGGCAUCCACUCCAAGGGGGUCCUUCAGUCCGCGCUGGUGUUGGACAUGGCCAGGGUUCUGCUGGAUAAUUACUGCUUCCCUGAAAACCUGGUGGGGAUGCAGGAAGCCAUUGAACAAGCCAUCAAGAGUGGGGAGAUCUUGGACAUUUCAGAUCCCAAACUUUUGGCAACAGUUUUGACCGCCGGGGUGCAGGGAGCUUUGAAUGACCCACGGCUGGUAGUCUCCUACGAGCCAUCUGCUCCGGCUUCCCCCCAGCAAGAAGCGGCCACUUCUCCAACUUCAGAGCAACUCCUAAGUCUCCUCCAGCAUAUCAUAAAGUCCGAGGUACUAGAGGGCAAUGUGGGCUAUCUAAGGAUUGACUACAUCAUCGGCCAGGAAGUUGUGCAGCAGGUUGGGGCGUACCUGGUGCAACAGGUGUGGCAGGCCUUGAUGGGGACCUCGGCUCUGAUCCUUGACCUGCGCCAUGCCACAGGCGGGCAGGUCUCGGGCAUCCCGUUCCUCAUCUCCUACUUGCACGAUGAGGACAAGGCGCUGCACGUCGACACCAUUUACAACCGGCCCUCGAACAGCACGGUGGAAAUCUGGACCUUGCCAGAGGUGCUGGGUGAGAGGUAUACCAAGGACAAGGAUGUGGUCUUGCUGAGCAGCCAGCACACCGCUGGCGUGGCCGAGGACGUGGCGCACAUCCUCAGGCAGAUGCGCCGGGCCAUCAUAGUAGGGGAGAGAUCGGCCGGAGGCUCCUUGGAUAUCCAGAAACUGCCGCUUGGUGCUUCCCACUUCUACAUGACCAUCCCCGUCUCGCGUUCUGUGAGCCCCUUGAGUGGCAGUGGGCAGAGCUGGGAGGUUAAUGGAGUGACGCCCUCAGUGGCGACAUCAGCAGAGGAGGCUCUGGACAAAGCCUUGGCCAUCCUUUCCUUGCGCAGAGCCCUUCCGGGCGCCAUCAGCAACCUGAGGGAUGUCCUGCAGCACAACUACUCCAUGGUGGAGAGGGUGCCCCCGCUGCUGCGGCACCUCUCCGCCUUUGACCACAGCCCCAUCCUGUCCGUGAAGGAUCUGGCCGCCAAGCUCAACGCGGAGUUGCAGGCUGUGUCAGAGGACCCCCGCCUCUUCUCCUGGGCCCCCACUGUGCAGGAGGCAGGGGCUGCCCCAGUCCAGGAGCGGGUCGCCGUAGCCGCUGACUUACCCGAUGACGAGGGGCUUAUGCGGGCCCUGGUGGCCACUGUCUUCAAGGUUUCCAUUUUGCCGGGGAACAUUGGCUACAUGCGCUUUGAUGAGUUUGCCGACGCUACAGUACUGCUCAAGCUGGGCCCAUACAUUGUGCAGCAAGUCUGGGAGCCGCUGCAGGCGACAGACCAGCUGAUCAUGGACUUGCGCUACAACCCCGGCGGCCCCUCCUCCAGUGCCGUGCCGGUGCUGCUCUCCUACUUCCAGGACCCUUCUGCCGGCCCUGUGCCCUUCUUCACCACCUACGACAGACGCACAAACCAGACCCGGGUCCACAGCAGCGGGGCUGAGAUGCUGGGCAGGCCCUACGGGGCCCAGCGUGGCGUCUAUCUGCUCACCAGCCACCAGACAGCCACAGCGGCUGAGGAGUUCGCCUACCUCAUGCAGUCCCUUGGCCGCGCCACCCUCAUCGGCGAGAUCACUGCAGGCCGCUUGUCCCACAUGCACCCCUUCUGCCUCCUGCGGCUCUGGGAGGGCCCCGACUGCAGUCUCCUCCUCAACGUGCCAGUCAUCACAUUCAUUGACAACCACGGGGAGUUCUGGCUCGGGGGGGGGGUGGUGCCAGACACGAUUGUCCUGGCCGACGAGGCCCUGGAGAAGGCACAGGAAGUCCUGGACUUCCACAAGGGCAUGGGAGCCCUUGUGGAAGGAGUCGGGCAGUUGCUCGAGGCUCACUACGCCAUCCCCGAAAUGGCCCGGAGGGUCAGCGCCACCCUGAGCUCCAAGCUGGCCCACGGUGGGUAUCGCACGGCGGUGGACUUUGAGACGCUCGCCUCCCAGCUGACCAGUGACCUCCAGGAGGCCGCCGGGGACCACCAGCUCCACAUCUUCCACAGCUAUGUGGAGCCUUCCCUGGAAGAGCAGCCCCCCAGUAGGACCCCCUCCCCGGAGGAGCUGAGCUACAUCAUCGAGGCCCUCUUCAAGGUGGACGUGCUGCCGGGCAACGUGGGCUACCUGCGCUUCGACAUGAUGGCCGAGGCGGAGGCGGUGCAGGCCAUCGGCCCACGGCUGCUGGACGUGGUCUGGGACAAGCUGGUGGAGACGGACUCCAUCGUUGUGGACAUGCGCCACAACACCGGCAGCUACUCCACCGCUGUGCCCAUCCUCUGCUCCUACUUCUUCGACGCCGAGCCCCGGCAGCACCUCUACACCGUCUUCGACCGCAGCACGUCGCACAGCGCCGAGGUGUGGACGCUGCCCUGGGUGUCGGGCAAGCGGUACGGGUCCACCAAGGACGUAUAUGUCCUGAUCAGCCACGUGAGCGGCUCAGCGGCCGAAGUUUUCACGCGCGCCUUGAAGGACCUGCACCGCGCCACUGUCGUGGGGGAGCCCACUGUGGGGGGCUCACUUUCGGCCGGGAUUUACCACGUGGAGGGCAGCCCCCUCUACGCCUCUGUCCCCAGCCAGGUGGUGCUCAGUCCGGCCACUGGCAAGGUGUGGAGCCUGUCUGGCAUUGAGCCGCACGUCACCACCCAGGCCGCCGAGGCUGCGGCGGUCGCCCAGAGCAUCAUUGCGCUGCGUGCGCAGCUGCCCAGCAUCCUGCAGACCGUGGCCAAGCUGAUGGCCAACAACUACGCCGUCGCCGCUGCUGGGGCUGCACUGGCUGCCAGGCUCAUGGACCGCGCCGGCCAAGAGACGUACCGAAAGGUCAACUCUGAAGCAGAACUUGCUGAGAAACUGGCGGCUGACCUCCAAGCCGUGUCUGGGGACCGGCACCUGAAGGUUCAUUACGCUCCCGAGCACCUGAGGGACCGCAUCCCCGGGAUGGUGCCCAUCCAGAUGCCUUCCCCAGAAAUGUUUGAAGAUCUCAUUAAGUUUUCUUUCCACACCAGCGUGUUUGAGAACAACAUUGGCUACUUGAGGUUCGACAUGUUUGGGGACUGCAAGCUUCUGUCUCAAGUCUCUGAGCUGCUAGUCGAACACGUCUGGGAGAAGGUUGUUGACACAGACGCAUUAAUCAUAGACAUGAGAUACAAUGUGGGGGGGGCGACAUCCUCUGUGGCAGCUUUGUGCUCCUACUUCUUUGAUGAAGGACACCCGGUUCUUCUGGACAAGGUGUACAACAGACCCAACGAUACCACGCUGGACCUGUGGACUCAUUCAAAGCUGACAGGCAGGAGAUACGGCUCCGGCAAGGGCUUGCUCAUCCUCACCAGCUCGGUGACUGCUGGAGCGGCUGAGGAAUUUGUGUACAUCAUGAAGAGACUGAACAGAGCCUUCAUCCUUGGGCAAAGGACCAGCGGGGGCUGCCACCCCCCUCAGACAUACCACGUGGACGGCACCAAUCUCUACGUCUCGAUCCCAACCUCCAGAUCCACCAUUUCUGCAGGCGAUGCCUGGGAGGGUGUGGGGGUGAGUCCGCACAUGGAAGUCCCCACCGAGGUGGCACUCAUCAAAGCGAAAGACAUGCUCCGAACAGCUGGGGUGAUGGUGAAACCUCCAUGGCUACCUCCUGCGAGCAAGCAAACCUUGGGGGAGGACUGUCAGGCCUGGAAGGCCCUCUCCGCCGCCACUGCCCGCUCUGGGCGGCAGCGGCUCCUCUGCACAGCAGCCGAGCCCCGUUCCAAGGUCCAUGGUCGUGACUUCAAGCGGCAGCCCUUCCAGAAUGCCCUGGAGCCGCUGAGGGCCGCUGCCUGA
Messenger RNA from Varanus komodoensis (Komodo dragon), 3915 nucleotides. RefSeq names its product retinol binding protein 3 (gene RBP3). Lineage: Eukaryota; Metazoa; Chordata; Lepidosauria; Squamata; Varanidae. Gene Ontology annotation, biological process: proteolysis. Gene Ontology annotation, molecular function: serine-type peptidase activity. The record is from RefSeq and is a predicted model, not a curated record. The coding region runs from base 1 to 3915 and encodes 1304 amino acids. The transcript has 5 exons.